AUGGCUCAGAUUAUUGGAACCACGCCGGAGGACCUGCGGCGAGCUGCUGAUGCCCUAUUGGAAGGCAAGCUGGUCGCCAUCCCAACCGAGACUGUCUACGGUUUAGGCGGCAAUGCGCUGAUUGAAAGUGCUGGCAAGCGCAUUUACGCCGUGAAGGGGCGACCAGCUAUCGACCCACUCAUUUGUCAUGUGUACUCCUUGGACGGCGUGCGUAAGUUGUGGGAUCUGAAGUGGGAUGAGGGGGCGGUGGAGCUGGCGUGCACAAUCGGGGCGGCUCUGUGGCCAGGACCGUUGACGAUCGUCUGCAAAGCAAGCCCGUCCCUUCCGGGUUGCGUUACAGGCGGCUCUGGGUACGUGGGGGCUCGCAUCCCCAACAAUCCAAUAACGCUGAAACUGCUAGAGAUGGUUGAUGUUCCUGUUGCUGCCCCAAGCGCGAACACCUUUGGGCAUGUAAGCCCUACGACCGCGCAGCACGUUUACGACGACUUAGCUGCUCGAGACCCGGAGCUACUGAUCAUUGACGGCGGACAAAGCGCGAUUGGCAUAGAGUCGACUGUAGCCAAGGUUGAAUCGAAAGACUUGGUGGUGGUGCUGCGCAGGGGGCGCAUUACAGUGAGCAUGAUUCACCGCGCCAUUGCAGAUAGUUACCCGCAGACGCGUGUCGAAAUCCGCGACACACGCAUCAUGUAUGACUCAACGAAAACGCCGAUGGUAAGCCCUGGCCAGCUUCUCACUCACUACUCCCCAAGCGUGCCGUCGUCCCUCCUCACACCCGGUAGCCUGGCAGCGUUGACGGCAGCUGCGGAUGUGCCUGUCUACGUUCACCGCGGCAAAGACGUUGUGCCUCUUUGCGAAACGAUUGUCCUUGAUUUUAACGGAUACUUAUCGCGAUUCAGAGACACCUGCCUCUCCUACCACGACAUAAGCCCUGAUGGCAAUCCUGAAGAGGGGUGCUUCGCCGUCUUCGAUGCGUUGCGUGCGACCGAGACGGUUAAGGGGGCGAAGAGUCUUGUGUUUCCGCUUAUCUCAGAGUGGCCACACGACAAGCCAAAAGAAGAUUUGCUGGCCGCGAUGGAGGACCGACUAUUUCGCGCAGCAUCGGGCGUGACGGCUGUCCUGAUCAAUGAGGCCGCACCUGCUUCGGCGUGA
Molecule: messenger RNA, 1149 nt
Organism: Leishmania mexicana MHOM/GT/2001/U1103
Lineage: Eukaryota; Euglenozoa; Kinetoplastea; Trypanosomatida; Trypanosomatidae
Exons: 1
Coding region: 1-1149 (382 amino acids)
Biological process (GO): regulation of translational fidelity
Cellular component (GO): cytoplasm
Molecular function (GO): nucleotidyltransferase activity; tRNA binding; double-stranded RNA binding
Source: RefSeq, a predicted model, not a curated record